Anneissia japonica is the source of this 3386-nucleotide messenger RNA. Its product is annotated as dentin sialophosphoprotein-like. The transcript has 7 exons. Lineage: Eukaryota; Metazoa; Echinodermata; Crinoidea; Comatulida; Comatulidae. The coding region runs from base 125 to 2479 and encodes 784 amino acids. The record is from RefSeq and is a predicted model, not a curated record.
AAUAGCAGACUCUCCUUGAAAACACGUCAACACGGAAAACUGGUAUUGUGGACAAUUUGCAUUUUAUCAGGGAAUUCUUUCUAACGCCAAUAAUUUCCGAGGUUUUUCGUUCUUAAUUUUUGAAAUGUACGUAUACACAAUUGCAGUGUUGAGCUUGGGCUUAGUUUUCUCCGUUACUGGAAAUCCUGUAGGCAUAGACCAAGGCAAAGAAUAUGAACAAGACAUCGAGAAAUAUAAGGACGCGAUUGCUGUGUCGAGUGAAUGUGCUGAUCGUGAUGGAGAUGCUACUGCUGGCAGCAAACCUAGGCCUAGCCCUGUAAUGGCCCUGUUCGAGGAUGGAAAACCUUUAACAUUAGCUUGCAGUAAAUAUGAAAAUCAUGUUCAAGCAGGACUAUGUUUAGUUCUUCUGAACCAACUAAAUGCAACAUGCAAUAGUGAAAAAUAUAACACAACAAUGAAGGAUUUGUUUACAGUUUUAAAAUUUAAGGGUUCGUUUGGAAAAGAUACUGAAUCCAAAAUAUGCGAUUCAGCAUUUAAAGACCCUGUUUUCCAGUCCAUUGACCCUCAUUCAUCUUGUGAGAUAUGUGAUGUUGGUUUACCUGUUCGUGUAGCUUGUAUAAUGUUGUGGCAAAUGAAUAUUGCCUCAGGAACAACAUCACCAUCAUCAGCAGAAACCAAUGUUACUUCUGCAGCAAACACAGGCACUGUGAGUGGAAGUCCAAAGAAUCAGAAUCCAGAGACAGUUGCUGGCAGUUCUGCUACUACUACUAAAGAUAAAACUGAUGAUGCUAAUAUUGAACAGAAGGGUGAUACAACUGGUGAAGGAUAUGUUAUUGAAACUCAUGAUGAUACUAAAACUAUUACUGGUGAAGACAAAGAAGAACCUGACAGUAAGUCAACACCUCCUGAAGAGAAUGCUGAUGCCAAUAAAUUUACAUCUCCUGAAGAGAAGACUGAUGAAAAAGAUUAUAGUGAUGAUGCUACUAAAAGACAAGGCAUUCCUUCACCUCCUGAGAGUUCUCCUGUUGUCCAUGAUCAAGAUAAAACUGAUAAUGGUGACCAAGAGAAGAUUCCUGAUGAUAUUAGAACUGGUACUGGAGAUGGAGGAGAAGCUGGAAGUAAGAUCACACCUCCUGAAGUUCCUGACAAGAGCACUGAUGGAAAAAAUGAUGAUAAUGAUGGUACUACUAAAAGAAUAGGAGAUCAAGAUUUUACUAAUACUGCUGGCAAAUCUACUGAAAAAGAGAGCAAAUCCGAGAGCUUUGAUACAUCUUCCCUGAUAACAUCUCCUCUUUGUCAAAGUGGUCCAAUGCUUGACUUUUACAAAGACGGUAAUAUCCAGGAGGUUAGUCCAUUUAACACGGCAUGUCAAUCUACUACUACUGACCCUGCUUCUAUAGAAGUCUGCAAGUCGGCCAUGGAUUCUUUACAGGAGUUUUGUUUACACAAUGAUAAAUACAGUAGCGUGGCAACUGCUGUAGGCAACUGGAUUACAUUUGACCCAACCCAGCCUGUAAAAGAUGAGGAAGGUCUCUGUCAAACUGCCUUUCAGAGUAUUCCUGGCAAUAAACCUGAUUGCAAGGUGUGUAGUACUCAAAGUGUGAUGCGUCCGGUUUGUUACAUGCUGUAUCAUUUGAAUUACUAUAUGCCGCGUGCAACAGCCAGUGGUAAUCCUGAUAAAAAUGGUGAUGAAGUGAAGAGUGAAAAUAAUGCAUUACCAAAUAAUGAGGGGGACAACAACGAAGGAGGCGCAACUGAUGAAGGAGCUAGAGGAGGCGCAAUUAAUCCUGAAGUAACGCACAAUGAUAAGAACGGUGAUAAAGUGGAGGGUGAAGGAAAUACAAUGCCAAAAAAUGAGGGGGACAACAAUGGAGAAGGCGCAACUGAUGAAGAAGCUGAAGGAGGCACAAGACAUGUGGAAAAUGAAACGAAUGAGUAUGUUGGUGAUGAACAGGUGGGAGGCCAAUACGAAGAAGGCAAAUUUGAUAAAGGAACUGGAGGAAGCACAACAAGUGAUGAAAAAGAUAAAGUGGAUGUAAAACCACCAGAAGAUGAUGGCUCAUUCAUACCGUUUAAUGAUUAUGGAAAUGAUCAAGAUGGAGAAUCCUCAAUUAUGGACGAAGGGAAAACAUUCCAAAAGGAAGCCAGUGAUAAUGACCACAAGGAAGAAGAAAUUGAAAUCGAAAUUACAGGGGAUGAACAACAAAACCCCAUGAAGGAGGAGACAUUGAACAAAAACACAUACAACGUGUAUAAGAAUCGCAAUUUUGCAGAAGAGGAAUCAUCAAGCCAUUUCUUAGCCUUUUCUCUAACGGCUAUUAUCCUUAUCCUAGCCACAUACAUUGCAUAUCACAACAAACACAAAAUAAUUGCUGUCAUCAUCGAAGGCCGCAGUGGAAGAAACGGCGGAAGACGAGGGGGCUCUUACCGUCGACUUAACCAGAAUGUGAGUGAUGCCAUGCCUACACUCAAAGCUUAGGUGUCAUCAUAACUUAGUUUCAAAGGGAGAAGUAUGAGCAAGCAAUAACGAAAAGUGAAUUUUUACUUUUGCAACCAGUAGAAAUAGUUCAAGUACCACCAGGUUCUGUUUAUUAUUAUAAAUAUUUUAAAAAGAGCUUUCAUUAAGACCAGCUCAGGCAACAUCGUGUGAUGUAGCGUGACAAGAUUUAUCUUCAGGGACAGUAUUUAAGUCAUCGUGAGAAUAUUAACAUGUUUAAUAUUCUACGACUCAACUUUGACCUGAUGCAGACCUUUCACGUCUGCGUUCAACUUCACAUUGACCAGAUGUGACAACAAAACACAUCAGGCUGCGUCAUUAUUACGCUGUCUAUGUUGGUCUUUAUGUGAAAGUUAACUUUUAUUUUCGUUUCCUGUAAUCUAAAUUGUAUACAUAGUGUUUGAUGUUUUGUGUUUUUACAGCCUAGUAUAAGCUAUCAGGCGCAAUGAAUGACUUAAAGAAAGUCCUGUCCAGAAUACAAAAUGUUAUUUGACAAAAAAAAAUCUCUCGCAAACUAACAACUUCUCACAAACGAAUACACACCUCUCACAAACUAAACAUACCACGAAUCAGAAUGUUGAAAAGUUUUUGCUACUUGAAAAAGAUCUCGCAAACUAACACAUCUCUCGCAAACUAACACUUCUCUCACAAACUAAUACACCUCUCGCAAACUAAACACACCACACAUUUAGAAUGUUCAAAAGUUUUUACUACUUUGUUAUUGUCUCCGAUGAAGUCAGCUAGGGUAAAACUGCAUUCUUCAGAAACAAAAAUAUGUGGCAAAGACAAGCCAAACCAGUCACUCGUCGCAAAUCCUGUUUCAGAGAUAAUGGCCAAUACAUGCUGGAAUGUAAACAUUUUUGAAAUCUAUUUUAUUGCUUUAAGCUAA